CGCGCCCUCACCUCGGCUGGGCUCUCCAGACCCUCGUGGUCCCUAACCCUCGUAUGAUUGAACCAGAUCAGGUGCCACAAGCUGCCACUAAGAAAACAGACUCCAAAAGUAAGCCAGAGCCCAUGCAAAGGUGAGAUAAGGGGCUCCGGCACCUCCUUACACUGUCGUGGGCGGUCAGGAGAACCGGGGAUCUGGACUUUUCCUAAAAGCAAAAUCCGAACGCAUCCGGCACAGCCGCGCACUCCUUCCUUUCACGCCGCAUGGAUGACUUCUGCGUUACCGCCUCCUCUCCCAUCUAAAAUAUCCCUUUCCUCCCCGCCGCCGCUCCCUCAGCUCUCCCCGGGAACGCGAAAUCACCUUACCUCGGGCCAUAAAGGAAAAGCGGCAAAAGGAGACGUCAAGGUAUCCGCCCUUCCGGGAUUUUCCCCCGGCCGUGAGAUGUCCUUUGUGUCAAGGUCUGGCUGCCUCAGCGGAGGAAAGGUGGCCUCCGUCAGUGAGGGCUGGGCGGGGAGGCUCAGCGUGGCGUGGCGGAUUUCCGAGGAAGGUGAAGGGCGGCGACCUUCAGGCGGAGCGGCGUGGCUGCCCCAGCCCGCGCUCUCCUGUCUCUCCUCCUCUUUUCGGGGCCGAUUGCAUCAGAAUCUACCCCCACCACCAACCCCCACCCACAAGGUGCUCGCCAGCGUCGCACUUACAUCCACAUGCUCGGCCGCCGAGGGUCUCGAAUCGCAGUCAUUCUCCUAUUGCGGGGCGCGUCGCCCCUGUGCAUCCAUGGCUCGUGACGGUUUAGCUGGGAAAGUCAGGCUAUUCCUCCGCGUCCAGCGUGCCGUCGCCUCCCCUCCUGCACGCCCGCUCUGUAACCGAAGCUGCGUGUCACUCAGCGGUGCCCGUCACAUGGUGCCGCUGCCGGCGGCCGCCCCUUGCUGCCUCCUUGUCGCCGCCCGCCGAGGAUGCAGCGACCGCGGCCGGCGGAGACUGAGCAUCCGGGAAGAAGGGAGGCGUGAGGGAGGGGUUGCGUGGCGUGCGUGUGCGGGGCGCGCCGGCAGCGGCACCGGGAGCAGAGGCUGCGCGCAGCCUGGACACCUGCCCCACGCCUCCCUGGGGCCUGGCAGCGAGCCCAGAGCCCAGCUGCGGCGGCGGCUGGAGAGCCCUCGGGGAUGGAGGAGGAACGGUUCCGUCUCCGUGUUCCAUCAAAACAGGAAAGGGAAGGUGAAUCAUCUUUCAAAAAUUAAUCUACCUGGAGCAUUUCAAGCGGGCAGACCGAGUAGCCUCUGUCACCGAGUGGCUAUGGCUUUUUAGUCACCGCUGGAAACGCGAGAAUACAACCAAACUCCUCGUAACUGACUAAAAUCCUCGUUCCGUCCAGUGGCAGAAAACGGUCUUCGUUAGUUCAACAAUGGCUAUCUGAGAACUCUACUCUUGAAGGCCAGCUCUUGAAUAAACCUGAGAAACUGAAAGGCAGUGCAAACAGAAGGGAAGAUAAUGGGCAGCCUCGUUCAGACAGACCUGCCAUCAAAUUCUGCCGCAAACACUGCGUCCCUCCCCUGCUUAACUUUUGUCUUUAUAGUCAUGUUUCCCGAUUUGUAAAAAAGAGUGUUAGUAGGACCCAUGUCAUAGUAAUAUUCUACAGGUCACCAGAAAGUUGGUUCUUCUCCCUCUUCCUUCCUAGAGGAAGCUAAUUUAGGAUGAGAUUACUAAUUAUAAGUAGUGUGCACCUUGCCUGGCAGAGAUAAUUCUUAUGAAUAAGGUAGGAAAUCUGAACAGGCAAAGUAGGUAGAUUGUGAGCAUAGCUCCAUAAGCCAGUUGAAAUGUUUACCUUUUUUAUCAUCAUGUGUAUUCACCAGUGUUUGGAGAGCAUCUGAUCGCAAGCUUAUCUUUUGAUUACAGUUUUAACUUAUUUGCUAGUUUCUGUGCACCAAAGACUGCAGUUAAGCAGCAUUUUAAAAACUGGAUUCAAUAGUGAUGAGUUGGGCUUCACUCCUUGCCAACUACUGUACUGAGCACUUUACAUAUAAAUAUUAUUACAUGUAAUCCUUUCAACUACUCAAUUCGGUAUUAUCCUGUUCGUAUAAACAAAAAAGCAGGUUUGAAGAGGCUAAGUUGGCCACGUUCACUUAAGACAGUAAGUGGUGAAAGGGGACGUAAGGGAAGUGGUUCCCAUUCAGGCCUGAAUUCAAAGUCCACCCUCAGGCUUAACCGUGAUGCUACGACCAUUUGCAAAUAGACACUCUUGGGCCUUGAGUGCGCAAAGAUCUUCACCCCUCAUCUGGAUUUUAGUUGACAACCUGGAACUGAAGUGUAGACAUCAACAUGGAGGCUGAAGUGAAGAAGCUGCCGUGGGGAGG
Balaenoptera ricei (Rice's whale) is the source of this 2342-nucleotide messenger RNA. RefSeq lists its product as uncharacterized. The transcript is spliced from 2 exons. Lineage: Eukaryota; Metazoa; Chordata; Mammalia; Artiodactyla; Balaenopteridae. The record is from RefSeq and is a predicted model, not a curated record. Bases 265 to 1296 code for a protein of 343 amino acids.